Messenger RNA from Nymphaea colorata (pocket water lily), 1354 nucleotides. Its product is annotated as short-chain dehydrogenase/reductase 2b-like. Bases 168 to 1079 code for a protein of 303 amino acids. Gene Ontology annotation, cellular component: membrane. NCBI's taxonomy places the organism in Eukaryota, Viridiplantae, Streptophyta, Magnoliopsida, Nymphaeales, Nymphaeaceae. The record is from RefSeq and is a predicted model, not a curated record. The transcript has 5 exons.
UGCACAGAUUCAUGUGUUUGGGGUCAAGCCAGUGAAAGCGAGGCAGAGGAUGUUAGGAAAGACGUAGCAUUUUAUUGGCAACUUGGCCAUAGUUUCCAUCUUCCCAAAACCAGUUUGGAAGAUUGUUGCCAAGUGCAAGAUCGUAGGAGCCAGAACUCUCCACGCGAAUGGAAGCGGAGUGGUGGAGUGGGGAGACGGUGGCGGUGGUGACGGGAGGGAACAGAGGGAUCGGGCUGGAGGUGUGCCGGCAGCUCGCAGGCAAGGGGCUCACCGUCAUCAUGACUGCUCGUCAGCCACAGGAGCAACUCUCAGUCCCUGCUCAACAGUUCCUGCAAGAAGGAGCGAGGAAGAAGGUCAUCUUCCACACCCUGGAUAUUACUCAACCGCAGAGUGUGAUGGAUUUCGUCCACUGGUUGAAGCUACGUGUUGGGUUCGUCGACAUUCUGAUAAACAAUGCCGCUAUUCAAACGGCAGUGGUAGAUUGGAAGUUCUUGGAACACAACAAUGUGGACGCAAGAACCUUUCUGGUGAACUUCACGUGUGCUGGUGGGACAUCGGAGAGUUACGAAUCAGCAAAGGAAUGCAUAGACACCAACUACUAUGGAACCAAGAGGCUGACUGACGCCUUACUCCCUUUCCUCCGCCCCUCUCCUUACAAGUCCAGGAUUGUCAUGGUGUCUGCCCUUGCAGGACAGUUAUGUUAUGUAAGGGAUGAAGAGUUGAGAAGGCAACUGUCAGAGACAGAAGGCUUGACAGAGCAGAAGAUCGAUGGGGUACUGAACCUGUUCUUGGAGGACCUCAAGUCUGAGAAGGCCACGGAGAAGUGGCCACUCAAGAUGCCUGCUUACUCCAUUUCCAAGGCUUCCCUGAAUGCAUACGUGAGGCUCCUGAGCCAUCGGCUGAAGGGCAUAGUUUGUGUGAACAGCGUUCACCCUGGGAUCGUGAGAACCGAUAUGACGGAUUUUAUAGGCAAUCUCUCCCCCACUGAAGCGGCUGAGAAUGUGUUGCGUGUUGCUCUCUUCCCUGUUGGUGGUCCGUCUGGACACAAUUUCUUGGAACGUGAGGACUCUGAGUUCUGAUGUCCAUCAAGCUCAGACCAAUAGUAAACCCCAAGUUUAUGUAAGUACUUCGAUUAUGUACUGUUUGCAUCAUGUCCACUAUUAUGUGUAUGGAUCAUGGUGAUGACUCAGUCAUGAGCUCCUGUGUAUUGAAGUUUGGUGUAGUGGUUUCCAACUUGGAUUGCAAUUGGAUACAUUAAGAUAAUACUAAAUGUAGAGACUUAAUCGAAUGUUCUUAGACACGGCAAAAAGUGCUAUUUUCAUGCUGUUUGUUAUUGUUUUUUUUUUUGUUAGUU